Molecule: messenger RNA, 717 nt
Organism: Drosophila busckii
Lineage: Eukaryota; Metazoa; Arthropoda; Insecta; Diptera; Drosophilidae
Product: tctex1 domain-containing protein 2
Exons: 1
Coding region: 95-664 (189 amino acids)
Biological process (GO): microtubule-based movement
Cellular component (GO): cytoplasm; cytoplasmic dynein complex
Molecular function (GO): dynein intermediate chain binding
Source: RefSeq, a predicted model, not a curated record
AGUGUCAGUAGCAAAUAUAGAAAAACUAGAAUUGUUUGAGCACAAAAUAUUGAGCACAAAAUAAAAAAUUAAAAUUCAUAGCCACUCAUCAAACAUGGCCGACUCACCAGAAAAACAACCUAGCAAGGAGAACUUGGAGACUGCAGCCAAGGAUGCUGGCGGUGGCGAGCCAGCGGCCGUUAAAGAGAAACCAGCUAAGGCGGGCAAGGACAAAGCUGGCAAGGGAGACAAAGGCGACAAGCAAACGGGCAGCAACCGCCCAUCGCUGGGCGUGGGAUUGGCUGGUGCUGCCAAAGCGGCCACAGUGCGCUUCAUGCCCACCUAUCGUCUGGAGUCGAAGAAUCCACUGAACAAGGAGCGCGUAGAGAUUAUCGUCAAGGCCGAGAUGAAUAAGGUUUACACCGAUGAGUACGCGUUUCAUCCGAAGUACUCGCUGCAUACGGCUGCCCAAGUUGCCGAAGAGAUUAAGGGACGCAUUAAGUCCGCCAAUUAUGACAGAUAUCGCUACAUUGUGAUCAUAACCGUGGGCGAGUAUCUAAUGCAAGGCCUAUACUCGAUGGCAAACUUCCUGUGGGAUGCCGAAAAGGAUGGAUUCGUCAACUAUAUCAUCGAGACCCCAAACUACUUUGCUGUCUGCACUGUUUACUAUCUGUACUAUGACUGAUGUGCAAACGCGUUAAUUAAAUAAAGUACCAAGCAGCCACAACAUAAAGCAGA